AGACAGUGGCAUCUCUCAUGCAGCGUUCACGACAAGUUGAAUUCACUUUAGAUGACUGGGGUUUACGCUGUCAUUUAUCCAUCUCCCUGAAGAUAAGAUGACACUUUUACAGGUCUCUAUGGGAGCCAAAUUGCAGCUUGUAAAGGAUAUUUUGAGAUUUUAAUGAUGAAUACCUAGGAUAAAGAUGGUCUUAAAUGCUUCCGAGUCAUGGGUCAGCACCACGAUGAAUUCGUCCGACCGUUGCCAUGACAACAACACGAGCAGGUGGGAGAAGGAUAGUGAGCAGAUGUACAUGUACUUCUAUCUGCUGCUGUUUUUACCUGGACUGUUCCUCAACACCAUUGCCCUCUGGGUCCUCUGCAGACACAUCAGUAAGAAGACCAAAGCGGUGAUCUUCAUGAUAAACCUGGCGAUUGCAGACCUAGCCCACAUCCUGUCUCUGCCGCUGAGAAUCUACUACUACUUCACCCACCACUGGCCAUUUGGACGUGGAGUCUGUCUGUUCUGCUUUUAUCUCAAGUACCUCAAUAUGUACGCCGCCAUCGUAUUUCUGGUGUGCAUCAGUGUUCAGCGAUGUGUGUUCCUCCUUAAGCCCUUCUCCGCACGACGAUGGAGACGACGCUAUGACCUUCUGAUCAGUUUCAUUGUGUGGGUGGUGGUCGGUGUGUGCUGCUCUCCUUUCAUUUUGAUGCGCUCCCCUUCUAAACACCAACCUACAGUCUCCAAUUUGACCCAGUUUAAGGACUUGAACUUAUCUUUAACAAACCAAGGAUGCUUCAAAGACUUACCAAUGCGGCAUGUCUCUCAGUCUACUGCUGUAGCUAUGAUUACGUUUGGUGAACUGUUUGGAUUUCUUUUGCCUUUACUCUGCAUAAGCUAUAGCUCAUUUCGAAUUGCGCACUCCCUCACCCAAAAACAAAAAAGUCUAGAUCAUCAAAACUCACUACGAAACAGGUUGCAUUCUUUCAGCUCAAAUGUUGACAUUCAGUACCAGGAAAAACAAGCUAAAGGUGAAAAACAUCGGGCUUUGAAAAUGGUGCUGAGUUGUUCGGGUCUUUUCCUGUUUUGUUUUGGUCCGUAUCAUGUCAACUUCCUUCUUUACUUAUUGAUGUCGCAGGAUAUUUUGACAGACUGUGUAACCGUAGUAGCUGUACGGAAAUUUCACCCAUUUUCUUUGUGCAUAGCCAGCCUAAGUUGCUGCUUAAAUCCAAUUCUGUAUUACUUCCUAACAACUGAAUUCCGGAUGCACUUUAUGCAGCGGACCACCUCCUUUUCUGAUACAUUCCUCUCAUCGCCCCUUAGCUCUCCAAAAUAUAAUUCAGGCAAGUAUAAGCCAAAACGGAUGGAUAGUACUUUGUCAAAUUUUUGAUGCUUCAGAGACUUAAAUUCUAUUCGAAAAAAAGAUGGCAGUUUGGUCCCAGCUGCCACAGAUGAACACUGUUGUUGUGUCACCGGGCAAGACACUUAAAGCACCUCGCCCCCAUUGUCUUUGUGCACUGGUGUAUGAGUGUUUGCGUGAAUGGGUGAGUAGUUCUCUGAUAUGAACAAUUUUUAAGUGCCUUGAAGGUAGAAAAGCACUAUAUAAAUACAACCAUGUGGUGGUACAUUUAUGACCGUUUAGAGUUGCCUAGAAUGUUACACAGUAUGGCAUUAAAACAGCUGUAUCUCCAUGUAGACAAUCAGAUGGUAAAAUAGAUACGUUUAAUGCCAUAAUGUGGGUAAAUUCCAGGGAAAGUAAUGAGAUCUGAGAGUAGCAGGUAUAGUAGAUCUCCACCAUCAAUUUUUUUGUAGUACAACUUUAAGAUACAGUAAUAUAGUUUAUGGGGGUUCAGAGAGGUUCAGAAUAUGUGUAAAUAAAAGUCAAAUUCUGCGAUAUUAAAACAGUGCCAUUCUAUAAGCAGCUGAUAGACUGUGGUUAAUGACACUUAAUGCAUUUGAGUCUAAACUGACCAGAGCGGUGACAUUGGUGUUAAAGUCCCUCAGCCCAAGAGUUCACUUCUGAGAAUGAAACGCCUCAUUUAACAAAAACUCGCAAAUAAAAAACUCAUUCUUACUUAACCCCACAUUGUAUCAGCAUUACCAACUAAACACAAGCCCAAUUUUUCCGGGAAGGCAACAUAUGAGCUGAUUUUUAUCAUAUUAUCUUCAUCUUAAAAUAACACACAUGGGCUUGGGAGUAAAAAUGAAGGAGGAGAUAUGAACAUGUUCCGGUAAUUUACGCUAUUGUUCCAAAGGCCAUCAUCCAUUCAUCUUAAAACUAUUUAAUAUUUUUGCCCCUGGGGAAAAAUAAAUUUAUUUGAAUUGAACUAGUUAAGAAAGUAUUUCAUGCCUGUACUUAAUUAUUGCAUGAACAGAGGCCUAAAAUAUGUACGCCUAUGUUCAUGCAGUAUUUAUAUGGAACAAGUGGCACAAUUUAUCUAUCUCGAGGUCAACAUUUUUUUGUUGUUUUCCUUUGUACCCCUCAGUAUGCAGUGAUGACAUUGAUUUGGUAUAAAACUUAAGUAUAUUGAACUAUGGAACUGACAGAUAUUGAAGCUAAUACACAAUAGUAAUGCAGAUAACCAUAUGCAUGAGAUAAGAAAAAAACACAAACAAUGCAACCAAUUUAUUUUACCCUGCAUUAAAAAAGUAACUAAAUACUAAUAUUGUAAUGACAAUGCCACUUCUCACUAUUGUACUUCUCACUAUUUAGUCCAUUGCUUAAUGUAUUGUUUUGUAAAUAAAAGUAUUUUGUGGUUGUAUUGUCUUUGACAGCAGUUGCAAACAGGUGGCAGU
Messenger RNA from Periophthalmus magnuspinnatus, 2775 nucleotides. RefSeq names its product P2Y receptor family member 10 (gene p2ry10). Gene Ontology annotation, molecular function: G protein-coupled receptor activity. The record is from RefSeq and is a predicted model, not a curated record. Lineage: Eukaryota; Metazoa; Chordata; Actinopteri; Gobiiformes; Gobiidae. Bases 185 to 1369 code for a protein of 394 amino acids. Gene Ontology annotation, biological process: phospholipase C-activating G protein-coupled receptor signaling pathway; positive regulation of Rho protein signal transduction. The transcript is spliced from 4 exons. Gene Ontology annotation, cellular component: membrane.